Acanthoscelides obtectus is the source of this 1603-nucleotide messenger RNA. Lineage: Eukaryota; Metazoa; Arthropoda; Insecta; Coleoptera; Chrysomelidae. The record is from the annotation of a GenBank genome assembly.
GGCGAAAGCAAAGGGAGCAAGGCUCAGAAGAUACAACGAAAUGACGAAAAGAAAAGAACAAAACAAGCUGUUUGCAAUAAAUCAGAGAAUGUUUUAUAACUCCCUCCUUAAAGAAGGCAUAAGCCCCACUUCGAAAGAUGUAAACCGAGACAGUUUCUAUAAAUAUUGGCGCAGCAUAUCGAGCACAAGUCAUAAGUACAAUGAGCAAGCGUCCUGGCUCACUACUAUACAAGGCUCCACAAAAUCGCUAACUGAAAUGCCAGACGUUUACAUCACAACUGAUAAUGUCAAAGAGGCAGUCAAGAGGCUAAUCAACUGGAAAGCCCCAGGUCGUGAUAAGAUUCAGAACUUCUGGAUUAAGAAGCUGUAUGUUCUUACACGGGCCCUUGGCCACAUGUUCUUCUAGACUUAUUAGCGACCCAAGUAGUCUUCCAAAAUACUUUACCGAGGGUGUGACAUAUCUAUUGUAUCAGAAAGGAGACCCGCUCCAGCCAAGUAGAAGUUCCUGUUGAAUUUCGAAGACCUACUUUUGGGUGGGCGCUUUGACAUUUUCUCUAACACGGACGCGUCAAUUUUGAAAAAAACUGACAAGGCCAAAAUCAAAUAGAAAAAUGACCGAUAUAAGUGGAAUCCAGGAAAAGAUUGAUUUGAGUUAUUUGGAUCCAGAUUUUUGUAGAGGUGCUUCUAAAUUUGAAUUUCCCAAUGGUGAUAUAUACGAAGGAGAAUAUUGUGCGCACAGAUCUGGGCUUGUUUGGAGAGAAGGCUUAGGAACAUACACAACUAAGGACGGCCAAACGUACAAAGGUGCCUGGUUAGAUGACAAACUUAUAAAUACUGUAGAGAUAAAGUUUCCAAAUGGGAAUCAAUAUUAUGGAGAGCUAAAAGACAGCAAAUUCAAUGGAGAAGGGAUGUUCGUAACAAAUGAAAGUUUAGCGGUGAUGUGCAAUUUUGUAGAUAAUAGGCCUGCUGGACAUCUACUUCUGCUUGAUUUUAAAGGAAAAGAGUGGCAUGGAGUCUCAAGUGAAAAUAGUGCGUUAUUAUACAGAGAACAUGUCUACUUUAAUGGUAUCGGCAAAGACUGCGGCAAAGGAAAGUUCAGAGUGAAAAAACCAAAACGGAAAUCUCAUCAAGAAACAGAAGUAGGGGGUGAAGACACUCAAAAACCGCUUGGAAUGGAUAAAAUGAAAGAAUUGGAAUUACGAAUAUUUGCGAAGACAAAAAAGACAGUGUCUGAUUUGAAAUUUGAUGACUCAACAUGGUAUCAGAAUUAUAUGAAUUUUAGAGAAAAAUUUAGCGACAUCAAAGAACGAAUAACAACUCAAGGUGAGAGCGCACUAGAAGAACAUGAGAAAAAGUGGUAUGAGAGAUAUCUGAAUUUCAAAGCAACGCACGAAAAAAUGAUGAAGACAAGGAAAAGAAGUACUUCGAUGAAAAGUGGAAGAGUUAAUCGCAUGUUUGAGUUGUUUCAUGGCUCGCAGUACAGAUCUACCUGUCCAGGUAUUCCAGUGAUUUAUGGGCAUCUUGAAGAGGAAAAAGCUGAGCCUGAAGAAGAAGAACUUAUUGAUCCUGAUACAUUUGAUUGAAUAAAUAUAUUCUCUUAUAA